AUGGCAAAGAAUCCUCCAGAGAACUGUGAGGACUGUCACAUUCUAAAUGCAGAAGCUUUGAAAUCCAAGAAGAUAUGUAAAUCACUGAAGAUUUGUGGACUGGUGUUUGGGGUCCUGGCCUUAACUCUAAUUGUCCUGUUUUGGGGGAGCAAACAUUUCUGGCCGGAGGUAUCCAAGAAAACCUAUGAUAUGGAGCACACUUUCUACAGCAAUGGUGAGAAGAAGAAGAUUUACAUGGAAAUUGAUCCCCUGACCAGAACGGAAAUAUUCAGAAGUGGAAAUGGCACUGAUGAAACAUUGGAAGUCCAUGACUUUAAAAACGGAUACACUGGCAUCUACUUCGUAGGUCUUCAAAAGUGCUUUAUUAAAACUCAAAUCAAAGUGAUUCCUGAAUUUUCUGAACCAGAAGAAGAAAUAGAUGAGAAUGAAGAAAUCACUACAACUUUCUUUGAACAGUCAGUGAUUUGGGUUCCUGCAGAAAAGCCUAUUGAAAACCGAGAUUUUCUGAAAAAUUCUAAAAUUCUGGAGAUUUGUGAUAAUGUGACCAUGUACUGGAUCAAUCCCACUCUAAUAGCAGUUUCUGAAUUGCAAGACUUUGAGGAAGAUGGUGAAGAUCUUCAUUUCCCCACCAAUGAGAAAAAGGGGAUUGAACAGAAUGAGCAAUGGGUGGUUCCGCAAGUAAAGGUGGAGAAGACCCGUCACACCAGGCAAGCAAGUGAGGAAGAUCUUCCAGUAAAUGACUAUACUGAAAAUGGAAUCGAAUUUGACCCCAUGCUGGAUGAGAGAGGUUAUUGUUGUAUCUACUGUCGUCGAGGCAACCGUUACUGUCGCCGAGUCUGUGAACCUUUACUAGGUUACUACCCAUAUCCAUACUGCUACCAGGGAGGACGAGUCAUCUGUCGCGUCAUCAUGCCUUGCAACUGGUGGGUGGCCCGCAUGCUUGGGAGAGUCUAAU
This is a messenger RNA of Chionomys nivalis (European snow vole), 955 nucleotides long. RefSeq names its product tenomodulin (gene Tnmd). Gene Ontology annotation, biological process: negative regulation of angiogenesis; negative regulation of endothelial cell proliferation. The record is from RefSeq and is a predicted model, not a curated record. Bases 1 to 954 code for a protein of 317 amino acids. The transcript is spliced from 7 exons. NCBI's taxonomy places the organism in Eukaryota, Metazoa, Chordata, Mammalia, Rodentia, Cricetidae.